AUGUCCUCAAAGAAGAGAAAGAAUGAUAGUGAUGAGGAGGUGGAGGAGGAAGAGGUAGAGUCAACCAAGGCUGAGAAGAAGAAGUCUACAAAGAAGUCAACUAAAGUGACAAAGAAGAAGCCUGUUAAGGAGGAGUCAGAGGAUGAGGAGUCAGAGGUUGAAGAGGAAGAAGAGGAGAAGAAAGAGAAGAAGGAGAAGAAGAAACCAAAGGUAGCAGCUUCCGCAAAGAAGGAGAUUGACCUUGGCAACAAGAGGAAGAUAGCAUUCUCCACAUUUGGUAUCGCAUUGUCACCAGCUCAAUGGAAGAUCAUCACAAGCAACAUAGAUACAAUCAAUAAAUGGUUGAAUUAG
This is a messenger RNA of Acytostelium subglobosum LB1, 351 nucleotides long. RefSeq lists its product as hypothetical. The transcript has 2 exons. The coding region runs from base 1 to 351 and encodes 116 amino acids. NCBI's taxonomy places the organism in Eukaryota, Evosea, Eumycetozoa, Acytosteliales, Acytosteliaceae. The record is from RefSeq and is a predicted model, not a curated record.